CUCCGACGUUCUGUGUGGGUAUGGAUGAUGCGGUCAGACCUCUUUCCUCGCGGGCAGUCCGGACUUGGUUUCCUUUUCGGACUAGAGUUGGGGACAAUUUUGCUCAGUGUUGGCGCAAUCAGCUCCGCGGCCGCCUGGCUGCCCAAUGACCAUAUCGCCGGCGCGCUAACUGCGGGCUCUGCUUCCAAGGAUAUGCCGGAAGCAAUAUUGGUCAUAAACAUGUGUUGAUUCCAAGUCCCCUCGCUCGUCGCCGAACGACGGGAACGCAACGUCGGUGCGCGAAUCGAAGCUAUCGAAAGGCACGCGAGUGGAUUUGCUGUGCUUCGCGCCAACCAUCGGCGGCCGAUACUGCUGCGGCGCGAUGGUCCGCGCGCCCGAGGGCCGAGACCAGGGCGGCGUGCCGAACAAAUAUCCUAAUGCGGGAAAAGUCGCGGUACCGCUUCACUAUUUAGAGUUCAAGCGCUACUGCGGACGCCGGAAGCCGCCCCCGGACGGCGCGCGCGACCAUCGUUCCGCCAAGAGGCUACUUAUAACACACCAGGCCCAUCACACGCCCCCCUUCUUGAACCUGCCCCUUCCCUCCCACUCUCAUUCAUUUAUCCCUCCUCCGCUCCCUCCACUCGCACGCGCGCCGUCAUGUCUGCGACCGCCGCCCUUGCCCCUCCCCCGCUGCCGCCACCACAACCACAGUCAACGCAUUCACAGCAGGUUUCAAUGCUGCCCCUUGCCAGCGGUGGCUCUGCUCCACCACUCAACAAGAGAUCUUCUCGAAGUCCAUCCUCACUGGACUCAAAGACGCCCACUCCUACACCUUGCUCCUCCCAACAAGCCCCUCAACAGCUGACUCCUCCAAGAGUCGUCGUAAGAGAGUCUUCUACACCAGAAACGCAGUCCAGGACUGCGGAAGACCACAAACUGGCAAUUCCGGCUCCCAUGAAAUUACCAGAGACUAUGCAGCAUUCUAUGGCGGCUCGCCCCGAACCUCUCGUAACUCCGCCCUUAGCUCAGCCAGUUUCAACAACCAGAUCACCAACUAUAUCCCCAAAUAACAAGAAUACUUCUGACUCAGUCUCAGUCUCUGCCUCUUCUUCUGAGCAGGCACCUGCACAACUCGCGCUCCUCCUUUCUCAAUCACUUGCUGAUGCGGACGCGCUUCGCCGAGAGCUCACUUCGGAAAAGAAGCGCGCAGGUCGUGCCGAGCGCCUCCUCUCUGCAUUACAAGGUCCUGCAUCGCCGAACUCCGCAAGUACCGGCGCCGAGCCCAGAAAAAAUGACGGUCGCCUUCCGGAAAGCGCAGCAAAGGCGGUUGUUGACGCCGAAACACGCGCGGAGCAGGCAGAACGGGCCCGAGACGAAGCCUUACACGCCCUCGCCUCACUUUCAGCAUGCUUUGCAGAACUUGAACGCUACGAGGCUGCCUGUGCCUUGCGAGCGUCUGAUGCACGGAGCGCCUAUUCCCGUCUCCUCACAUCCAUUACUUCCUCUCAUCCCGCACCUCAGUUAUCGCCCCCCUUAUCGACAGCAUCACCUUACGGUGAACUGAAACUAAACUUACCGCGGGUACCUGCACCCGCUCCCCAGCUGCCUCCGGCAAGCCAGUUGCACAGACCUGCUCCAGAGAUCCUGACAAUUCAUACCUCAGCUCAAUCAUCACGUCAUAUGCGACUCCCGCCACAUUCUUCUUACGCUCCAGCUCAUAGUCCGAUUGAUGGUCGACAAACAAGUGCCUUUGAGUCUCUCCCCCUUCCUCCCCCUCCUUCUGCAUCGGGACUUGGGUCGUUAAACAGCAUUAUACCUUCGAAACGUUCGCUUAGCCAUCGCAGUUACAUAGAUGAUCCGAUCUAUGAGGAGCAGAAGCGAAGACGUAUUGCCCUUGGACGGGACAUGGACGUAGACAUCGAGCCUCAGUCGCCGUACGCCCAUCGCCCAGGCACACAUACAGGCCAACACCACGGUGGGCCUGCGUCUGCUCAGCCGCUUUCUGCGUACCCAACCGCGACGCCUUUGAGUUCAGUCCCUUCACCACCGUCAUCUGCAAGAGCGUAUGACCGCCCACACUCCAGCCAGUACCUAACUGCACCAUCCGGCCCUGGUCAGAUCUUGACAAGAGAUAGCGCAUCAUCUUAUCUCACUCCCCCAGCAGGUCCCCGUUACCCUGUUUAUGAUGAGCGAGAGCGUGAUUAUGUCAGUAGGGAGAGGGAAGGUGUUUCUAUAGGACUCGGAAGAGUCGACGCACGAGAGCUUGUACGCGAUGCUAAAGCGCGUGAGCGUCGUGGAAGGGAACGCGAGACCUUCGCACGUCAUCCCGAUGCUCAGAGUAUGUUACACGUGGAUGGAAGACAGCGGAGGAGCAACAGUCGGAGCUCAAUGGGAAGUGGAGGCAGUAUGAGUCUUGACGAAAUGUUGCUCGAGACAGCGACCGAUCGUAACCGGGGAAGACCAUCACCUUCCGAGCACGCUGGAGCAUUCGGUACCCGCCAAAGCCAAAGUCAUAGUUUCGCAGGAGCUCCCCCGUCUGUUAAUGGCAUAUCGCCGUCAUACUCUACCCUUCCUCCACCUGCUCCCCAAUCAAUUGCGAAGGCAUCAUCCGUGCAUUCCGCGGUACCGAACGGCGUGGGUAAAAAGCCGUCCGUCCCCGCGUCGCAGCUUGCGACGCUUUAUCCGAAUGGAGCGGUUGUUAGUGGAGGCGGGGACCCGUCUGCACCAUCACCUGUGGAUCCAGCGGUACGCUAUCCGGGUUUGAGAACGUGCCGACAAUGUGGUCUUCCUGGACGUUACAAAGAGGGAAAAUGUGUUGAGAAAUGGGGACCGGGCCCGCAGGGCCCCGGAACUGUGUGUGAUCGGUGCCGCAAGAAGAUGAAGCGCGUUGAGAGGCGCGGGACGCUCGAUGCGAGCGCUCAGAACUCCGCUUCGCUUCGUGGUAGCCAAAGCCAAUCGCAGAGGGCCUCACAUGCUCAGCUACCUUCGACGCAUUCACAACCGUAUUCACAGUCAUACUCGCAAUCUCAACCUCAGGGUCAGUCGAGUCGUUCGCGCGCUCCUGCGCGUACGGAUACUCUCAUUGUCGAUUCGGGGCGGCACGAGGCUGACCGCAGUCGCUCACCGGGUCCCGGUGUGCGGUAUCACGCGUCGGUCUCCGGUACUGCUGGGAGUGCGGCCGCUCGGCAUUCGAACCUAUCCGAUCAAGCGCACUACACGUCAUCGCAUUCACAUUCGCAGAAUCAGUCACAAGCGCAGUCGCGCAGGGCGCCCACACCUCCGUACAUUAACUCUAUUCCCGCUCAUGAGCAAUACAGUAGCUCUCUCCGGCCAGAUGGACGUAGUUCCCGUGGUCAUGCGUCAACCAAUGGCGCUGGUCGUGCAAGCGGGGAAUCGAGUCUAGAUGGUGAAGACGAUCUAUUAGCGGAUGAUGAUCGAAGGCGGGAACGUGCACCCGGCUAUGCAAACUCUUUUGCACGACAGACGCUGGCUACUGAUGAACGAGAUGAGCUUGCAGACGAUGGAGACGGAGACGGGCCAGACGCUGACGCCGAUGCGGACGGGUCAGGAGUUGGAAGCGCCGAUGUUGAGGCCGAAGGUGGAGGAGAUGCAGACGCGGAGAUCAUGGACGCUGUAGAUGCUUCAAUGAAGGUCGAAGAUUGAACAAUAAGGCCUCUCUUGGUCUCACAUUGUUCGGUCUGUAUUCGAAUCCGAGGAACGUGCCUUUUAAUUGCUCUGUUCUGCUUUGCUUUGCUUCUGCUUUGUGUCAUCAAAUCUUGUAUUCUUGCUUCCCUUCAGUGCAUCUUAUCGUCUUAUUGUUCCAUCACAUACCCUCGAGCGAGAUAUCUCCUGCUAAUUUGCUUUCCCUUUUGUCCCCACCGGACAAAAGUUGUACAUGUACUUCUAUGAUAUUUAGAAACAAUCUUCUGUGUAUAGAAACUAAGGUUAACUUUG
Fomitiporia mediterranea MF3/22 is the source of this 3933-nucleotide messenger RNA. RefSeq lists its product as uncharacterized. The record is from RefSeq and is a predicted model, not a curated record. The transcript is spliced from 3 exons. Lineage: Eukaryota; Fungi; Basidiomycota; Agaricomycetes; Hymenochaetales; Hymenochaetaceae. Bases 637 to 3642 code for a protein of 1001 amino acids.